Molecule: messenger RNA, 2910 nt
Organism: Cladocopium goreaui
Lineage: Eukaryota; Dinophyceae; Suessiales; Symbiodiniaceae
Source: the annotation of a GenBank genome assembly
AUGGAGAUCACGGAGCGACAUGAGACGCAAAUGGCUCCCUUCUCGGCGGGGGUUGACCUUCUUGCCUCUCACAGCUCUCACAACGCUUUUGUCGUUCCUUUUGAUGCCAAGCUUAAGCAGCUUGCAAUUCACACGACUCACGAGAUCCUCAAAGAAUCUUGGCCAUGGGUGAAGAAUGGUGAAGCGUCACUGCAGUGGAAGCCUUGUAAGAUGCAAACACCUGGCCGUGGCUCUCACAAUGUAGUUUCUUUAGCUGUGACACUGCAAAAUCUCUAUGCUUGGUGCAUCGAAGACUUCCAGAACGGCACUGUCCAAAUCCGUUGGGAUGAUCCUGAUGGAUGGCCUGUGUCGUCAAUUUGCGACUUGGAAGAUCUGAGAGUGCUUCGCCUGUCGUACAAGCCAGGAGACCUGGUGGUAGCACUCUUCGAAGAAGAUUACGAGUGGUACAACGCGACUGUUGUGCAGGACAAAGGUGGAAGUUUUGUCGUGCUCUGGGACGACCCUGAUGGAGGACCUGAACUUGCGGUGUGCCUCCCAGAACAUCUUCGGACCCCAGGCUGCAGCUCGAAGCUUGCAGAAGUGCAGAGGAUGGUGGAGGUUGUAGAUGACUACAAGCCUGGAGAUUUGGUGGAAGCGAUGUGCGAUGAGGAUCAGACUUGGUACACUGCGGUGGUGCAGGACCGCUCUUUGGGUGCCAAAAGGCCAUUUCUCUUGCCCCUCCAUUUGCUGCCUUGCAGUCGAGAAGGCUUGCAUGGGCUGGUGGGUGUCUUACCUCGAGCGCCGUUCCCGCAGCUGUUCAAGCUGCUCCAGCUGUCCAAGCGCUGUCGCAUGGCCAACGUUGCUGCUGCAAUUGCUGAGGCAGUGGAAGCGAUGGAGGCAGCAGAUGCAGCGGUGAUUCAAGGCGACGCGCCUUUGAUUGAGGAUGGCAAGGACGAAGAGCCUGCAGAGCCUGCUCGGGAUGACGGAGGUGCUGGAGAUGAUCAAGCCAUUCAAGCUGCCCCAGCCGAUCCAACCGUCCCAGCCGUCCAAGCUCAAGGCGCGCUGGUGCCUGCUGGCGAGAAUGUCGUGGCCCGAUCUAUGCGGCAGGAGAUCGCGGAAGGGGUCAUGGCUGCAGUGGGCAGUACGCCUUUCCACCUGCGCAUGGAAGGUAUGUUGCUCGAGCAGAAAGAGGUGCAGCGGCACGCAAUUGCGUUGCCGCAGGCCCCGAGCAUCUUCCGUGAGAAGUACGAUACCCAGAGUGACUUCACCUGGUCUCUCUUCGGCUUCAACACUUUGCUGAACAGCUUCUACGAGAAUGGGGUCAAGAACGCUGAGAACGUCGAAGCCAUUUGCGCAGGCUUUACGCUGCCAGCCACCGAGCGGCACAUCGUGGAAACUGCCCGGGAUUUGCUCGCACAGAUCCCAACCGGGGGAGGCGUCCCCCAGAGGUUCAUGGUCUUGUCGACCAUCGUCCGGGAGCACCUGGAGCAGUUCGCCGAAGUGCAGGAGCAUGACGGCGACAUUAUCUGCAAUGUGCUGCUUUUCCCAUAUGUGGUGAAUGGGGCAGCCCGAGGCUAUAAAUUGUCAGUGCCAACCAAGGACAUGUCAUGGUCCGGGUGGGCGCUUCCAUGGGGCAGUGACGGCUUGCUCAUGCCGGUUGGCCUCUACGCCACCGACGUCCUCGAGAUGGCGCGCCAAUUUGUGCAGUUGGCUGGCUUGGGGCGACGAAGCAAUGGUCCCAGAAGCUUGGAUGCCUUUCUUUCAGACGAGAACCAGGUGGUCAUGGCUGUCGAGGACAGGAACAAGGCUUGCAUCCAAGCAUCCUUCUUCAGCAAUGCGUUCCACGGCAAGCUGGAAGAGCAUGCCUCAGCAGGCGUGCGGUAUGCAUUGGAUCUUGCCAGGUACAAAAACCAGAUCCAAUACAAGCUGGUGGAGAAGUUGGAUGUGGGCUUCGGACAAUUUUUCGAUUUUGGAGAAGAAGCUGGCUAUGGACCCACUUCCUAUUUCGUCUCGGCUGAGGGGUUCUUUUACGUCCUCUGCUAUCGAGCUGCUGACGGCGAGUGCUUCAAGGGCGACUUCGACGACGACAAGUGGACCUACCGAGCUGGAUCACGAGCAGCCUGCACCAUCCAGUGGGUUGGGGAGGGCCCUGAUGACUUCAACCUUCUGUGGGAUGGCAUGCAAGUUGAAAGGGCGCUUGUGGCCACAAAGACGACAACGUCCAUGGUGCUUGCACUUCGGUUGUCCCGCUGGGAAGAUUCAAAAGGACGGCCCUGGAGUGUCACAUUGGCCAGAUGCUCUUCGGUCCCUGAUGGUGUGAAGAUGGCGAUGGCACAGUCGAACGUCCAUGCGGACAAAUACUGUCGCCAGACCUACAGGAACACCAAUGACAUGGAGCUUGCCCAAUACGCCCAUCGCACACGCCAAGUUUUCACUUCCCGCCCACAGUCGCGCUACGGGCAGGAGUCGCAGCAGGAGCCUCAGCAGCAGCAGCCACCGCCGAGCGCUGCAACAGGCUUUCCACCAGGAAUGACACCCAUGGAUGAUGGGUGGGGCGGAACCAUGUUUGUGCCGACGGCUCCAGUUCGCCCUGCCAUGCCUGCUUUUCAGCCGUUCUGGAGUCAGCAGACUUGGCAGCAGCAGCCGUCCCAGCCGUCACAGCCGUCCCAGCCGUCCCAUAGCAGGGACAAGGCCAGCAUGGACAGGGCCGGCGCAACCAGGGGCAGAAUCAGGGGCAGAAUCAGGGCUGGUGGAACUGAGAAGCGAUUUUUUUCAAAGUGCAGUGCGGCAACAGCCGCUUUAAUUCAUUGGAUUAGUGCCGGCACGUCGCUGGUGCUAUUGGCCGCAGCUGUCCAGCCUUUAGCCGUCCAAGCUAUUUUUGCUUGGCUUCUUCCAACUGAGCAUGGUUCAAAGCCUUUCACCGAUGUUUAA